Raphanus sativus (radish) is the source of this 990-nucleotide messenger RNA. RefSeq names its product RING-H2 finger protein ATL7. The record is from RefSeq and is a predicted model, not a curated record. Lineage: Eukaryota; Viridiplantae; Streptophyta; Magnoliopsida; Brassicales; Brassicaceae. The transcript is spliced from 3 exons. Bases 139 to 849 code for a protein of 236 amino acids.
AUCUUUUUCACAUCUUAUCACCAUUGCUUCACCUAUUCAGAAUCUUGAGAUUCUAUCUCUUCUUCACUUUCUUACACAAACCAACAAGACUUGUAUCUUUUUCCCUUUGUGGGUUUAUAUAUUUUUUCAAAUCUUGAGAUGUCUUACAGUGACCCAAACCAAAACCCAAUUCCCGAAACAACUAAUGACACGAGCUCGAUUGAACCCGUGCAACAAUUCAAACUGUACCACGCUCUCAUCUUCUCCGUUCCCAUUUGCUUCACAUUUAUCGUCCUCUUUGUCUUCUACGUCAUUUAUCUACGUCGACGAAGCAGCAGCGUCGACUGGUCUUCUCUUGGUAUGCGUGGCGGUGGUAGCUUUGUUUCCACCAACAAUCUCUCAAAGGCUGAAUUAGGGCUGAGCAAAGAAUUGAGAGAGAUGCUUCCCAUUGUCAUCUUCAAAGAGAGUUUCUCAAUAAAUGAUUCACAAUGUUCAGUGUGCCUUGCGGACUACCAAGCAAAUGAGAAGCUUCAACAAAUCCCACCAUGCGGGCACACUUUUCACCUGGACUGUAUUGAUCUUUGGCUCACUUCGCACACAACUUGCCCUCUUUGCCGUCUCUCUCUUAUCCCAAAAUCUUUUGUAGACCCGUCCCAGCAAAACCCAGAGACUGUCUCUUCCAUCGGCAACUCUGAUGGAGGAGGAGCUUCAGCUCAACCAGAGUCCCAGUCAGUAAGCGAAAUAGCAAGUCACAUCGAUGAUGGCCAAGAAGGUGACAACGAUUGUACAGAGGUUUCUGAAGAAGCACAAGAGAAUGGACUAAACAGCACAGGGACAUCUGAUGCUUGUUGUAACUGCAGACUUGGUUAAAAAGCACAAAAAACUUUGCCUUUUGAUGAUGUUUUGGUACAUUAUAAACUGUAUGUUGUUUUUCUUGAAACUGUGACUUGUAACCUCGUAGAAGUGAAGUGAGAACAUGCUCCAUAGAAAAAUGGUGACUUUGUGAUGCAA